Psilocybe cubensis is the source of this 648-nucleotide messenger RNA. Its product is annotated as PRKR-interacting protein 1-like protein. The transcript has 2 exons. Lineage: Eukaryota; Fungi; Basidiomycota; Agaricomycetes; Agaricales; Agrocybaceae. Gene Ontology annotation, molecular function: protein kinase inhibitor activity; double-stranded RNA binding; protein kinase binding. Gene Ontology annotation, cellular component: nucleolus. The record is from RefSeq and is a predicted model, not a curated record. The coding region runs from base 1 to 648 and encodes 215 amino acids. Gene Ontology annotation, biological process: negative regulation of protein kinase activity.
AUGUCGAGCACCUCAGCUUCAACCUCUACUGCUCCCACCCAUCGACAUGCUCUGACUGCGGUUGAGAAGCAGCGCUCCCAGCUGGAAAAGCUUCUAAAGGAUCCUGCCAAGCCAGUAUAUAUACCCCCUCCACCUAAAGAGAAAACGAUACGGCCUGCCAGAGAAAUGAUGAAAAACGUUCAGGGAUCAAGUGCAGGUGCGGGAAGUGGUGAAUUUCAUGUAUAUAAAGCAAGUCGGAGACGAGAAUACGAACGCUUGAAGCUUCUUGAAGAAGCCUCCAAUAAGGAAAUUGAAGAUGCCGAGUUUGAAAGGAGACGACGCGAGACAGAAGAACUAGCCAAUGCCAAAACGGUCAAAAAUCGAGCGAAGAGGCAGAAAAGAAAGGAGAGAGCGAAAACGAAAGGAACUCGAAAAGAUGAAAGCGAGGCACCGGCUCAGGAAACCUCAGAUUUACCGAUCAAGAAAAGGAGAAUUGUUAACGGGGAAGAAAUGGUGUUCAGAAAACCUACAGAAGCCAGCGACGAUUCCGAUGACGAAGGUCAACUUUUGCGGGAGCCUAAGAAUAUUGAGACGUUAUCGCAGCAUGCACCCGAACCUGCCUCGAUUGCCAUUGAGCCCUCGCGUAUAACCAUAUUAGAAGAUGAUUAA